AUGAGUAACCCAACGGGGCCAACACCAUCCUACACCUCGCCGGAUGUUCUCAAGCACAUGGAGAAAGACCUCGUCAAAGCGGGGAAGACAGAGGAGAGCAGCGUCAAGCACACCAUGAAAGAUCUGAAGUCCCUGGAGAAAUCGACGAGCAAGGCAGCCAAGUCGGCUGACAAGGCAGAGCACCAUGUGGCGAAGAACCAGGACAAGGAGCUGAAAACCGCUAAGGCGGUCAGUAAGGCCACUCACAAUCACGACGUGGCGAGGGAUAACUUGCAGAAGGCUGAUCGAGAUCUGCAGCUCAAGCAACAGCACGCGCUGAAGCUAGAGCAGGAAUUAGAAGCGAGAAAAAUUCGCGUUGAGGCAGCCGUCAAAUCCCAGGAAAUCCACAACCAAGAGCGCGAGGAGAAGCUCGCUAAUGUCAAGGCUCAACUUGCGGCGACAACAUCGACAAAGGUGUAG
Molecule: messenger RNA, 459 nt
Organism: Pleurotus ostreatus (oyster mushroom)
Lineage: Eukaryota; Fungi; Basidiomycota; Agaricomycetes; Agaricales; Pleurotaceae
Exons: 4
Coding region: 1-459 (152 amino acids)
Source: RefSeq, a predicted model, not a curated record